Callorhinchus milii (elephant shark) is the source of this 3022-nucleotide messenger RNA. Its product is annotated as tubby protein. The transcript is spliced from 10 exons. Gene Ontology annotation, cellular component: cilium. The record is from RefSeq and is a predicted model, not a curated record. Gene Ontology annotation, biological process: protein localization to cilium. Lineage: Eukaryota; Metazoa; Chordata; Chondrichthyes; Chimaeriformes; Callorhinchidae. The coding region runs from base 173 to 1354 and encodes 393 amino acids.
AAGCCAAGUCACUACCUUAAAUUACACUCACUUCACCAUGGGAAUGAUUUGAGUGUUUGAUUUCCCCAAAUAUCAGGUUUCGAUUCGGUAAUGUUUACUUCAGUGAAUUUGCCUUCAAUCCACUGAUUCUCAUUUCAAAUUUAAAUCCAUAAUCGAGCAGGUGGCGAGGAAAAUGGAGAGGAACUACUCCUGCAAUCAGAAACCCAGCCGCACUGCACACUGCACAAGAUGGUCUUCUCUUUCAAGUGACACGAAAAGCUCCAGAAAUACGAGGCUCCUCAGGAUCUCAAGUCAUUUCCGAAUUGUUUCAGAAGAGCAACCUCUCCUUCACAAGAAUAAGAAGCGGCGCAACAGAGUCCGAGGUUUUGUUGGUCCUGGAGCCUUCCUCACUGAAGAUGAAGUGGACGGUUACACAAUGGCAGAAAACACAGAGCAGAAUUUCGUUGUGGAUCACUCUGAAGAAUUGAACGGCACCGAUACACGAGAUCUGGUCACAAUGUUGGAAAUGAACUCCGCUGGAUUGAAAACACGUUCUCCUGAAGCUCAGUCUACAGAUGUGUUUCUGCAUCUGGAUGGUCCGUGUGAACUUACUGUUGAUCGCCUGCAAGAGUUUGUGUUGUGCCCAGCAGGGCGAUCCACUAUCAUUCAAUGCAGGAUCAAGAGACGGAAACAAUUAUUGCGGACAACUUACUACCUGUAUUUGGAAAGAGAAGGUGGUGAACAAAUAUUGCUCUUGACUGCACAGAAAAGAAAGAAAAGCAAGACUUCCAAUUACGUCAUCUCAACCGAUCCCACAGAUCAAACAAAGAAAGGAGCCGGAUUUGUCGGAAAGUUACGAGCUAAUGCACUGGGGACUGCUUUCACUCUGUACGACAAAGGCCAAAAGCCUGUAAGAACUGGCCUGCUUUCCAGGGACCAGAUUCGCCAGGAACUCGCUGCAAUAUGCUAUGAUGUAAAUUUGUUUGGAUUCCAAGGACCUCGAAAAAUCACUGUGAUCCUUCCGGGAAUGGAUGAGACGAGAAAGCGGAUUGUAGUCCAACCUUGGGAUGCUAGCGAGAGCAUUCUCAGCAAGUGGCAAGCGCAGUAUCGACACGGGCUCCUGGAGCUCCAGAAUAAUCCUCCCAUAUGGAACAACAAGAUCAAACGAUUCACCCUCAACUUCCGGGGCCGGGUUAAGAAACCAUCGGUGAAAAACUUCCAGAUAAUUCAGAGCUCAGAACCAAAUAAUAUUCUGAUGCAAUUUGGAAAAGUUGCUGAGAAUGAAUUUAGUAUGGACUAUCGUUAUCCUUUCUGUGUUCUCCAAGCCUUCGCCAUUGUCCUGUCCAAUUUUGAUUCCAAGCUGCUGUGCGACUGAAGUGGACUCUAAAUAUAGCAGCAAUUUCCGAUCUUCACUGAAAGGCAGCGUUUUACAAUUUACCGACAUGUGGCUCUAAAACUUGGCAAUUUCUAUUGGACUCCAAAUCUCAAAUGGAGAUUCCUUCUGGUAAGUGGAAUUAGACACAAUUAACCACAAGAACUUUGCUCCGACUCUGCAAUCUGUUUACGGAGCGGUAUUCGCAUGGGUCUGUGUGCCGCACUUUUGGUUAUCUCACCAUUUGCCACCUAGGCCUUUUCUAAGGAAUGCCAUUGGGAAUCAGCACAGAUUAGACCAUGGUAAACACUCAACUGCAGUCAUUCACUUCAUGAUCUUCAUGCAAUCCUGUGAAAAAAGCAAUUGAUGAGCUUCCUUGAUCGGCAAGUGCACUUCUUGGUUAAGUAUCUGAGCUGGAUUUUGGUUCCAUGUCCCUGAGCUAUGAUGAUUUUUGUUGCCCGGGGUCAUAUGGAUGGAAUGGAUACUUCGAUAAUUGGGACCGCUACUGCUUAUGGACUGUAUCCCAAUCACAAGUCAGCGCCUUGGUAGGAGAAGUGGAGAAAAUUUAAACAAACCUUUGGGAACCACUCACCGUGGCAAAUUGUGUAAAUGCUGCCGUGGACUGUCAAUUACAUUGUCAGAAGUGAGAAAGCCAUGAGGCUAGAGCAAGCGGUGAGGUGACCGUCUGCAGCACAAAUCGAAGAGAGUGUUGAAAAAUACAGUCACAAUCAUUUGGUAUCAAGAAUCUCCUUCAAAAGGAUUCUCCUUAACCAGUUGACCUCUGCUCUGAAAGUAGAUGCUGAGUUAUUCUGGUCAGUGUGUUGUGUCUCCGCUUAGUGAAAAAAGUUCCCAUGUUCCCAAUUCAGAUUCCUCAUGAAAUUUGGAAAUUGAACAUAUUUGACCCCUGUAUGUGAGUCUGCAGAGAGGGGGGAGAAUUUUAUCUGGAGGAUUGUUGGCCAGGACAUUCAGGAGAAACUCUUCUCUUUUCAAAUAGUGCCAUAGGAUCGUUAACAUCCACCCAAAAAGGCAAAUGAGACCUGGGUUUAAUGUUUCAUCCGAAAGACAGCACCUCUGACAAUUCAGCACUCAACCAGAACUUUAUAGGUUCACCGUUUCUAAAGAAUUAGAACGUAAAAUAAAAUCUUAAUAAUCUCUGAUGAGCCAGCACUGUAGUUGAACCUUUGACACUUCAGUAAUAUUGUCAUUUGAACUGCGUUAACUCAGCUGCUUAAAACUUGCUGAUUUAACUCUUUACUCAUCGCUCUUAAAUAACCAAAGUAACUCAUACUUUGAACUCAGUCUAAGCUGACACUCCAACAAAGUGCUAGGAGCGCACUGCAUUGCCAGAGACGCCGUCCUUUGGGCGAGAUGUUAAACCCAGGUCAUGUAUGCUUGUUGAGAUGGAUGUUAAAGAUUCUAUAGCAUUAUUGGAAAAGAGAAAGGAGUUCUCCCGAAUUUAUUGACCAACAAUCCCCCAGAUAAAAUUGGUCCUCCACUUCAUGGCUGUUUGUGGGACGUUGCUGUGUACAAAUUGGCUGCUGCGUUCGCCAACAAAAUACACAAUCUCUGCUUUACAAUAAAAUCCUGCAUUGAGACAUCCUUCUGCUGUGAAAGCUGCUGUAUCAAAGGCAAGGGUUGGUAUAUAAUUAUUAAUAAUAGCAAUAAACAGGA